UUUCGCCUCCCAAAAAGAAAAAAAAGUGUUCAUAAUUUCGUGUUUUUUUUUCCGCCCUUUCCGUUUGGGAUCGUUGAGAAAACUAACAAGCGCGACAGAAACCGUUUGUUUCUGUAUUCCUUUCUGUAUGUUUCCCGAGAAAAACAAAUCCCGCCGAAUGCGUCGGUCCCGCGAGAUAGAAAGAGAAAAACUUUCCUCCGAGAUUUGCUGAGGAUAAACCAAAACCCUCUUCAUCAUCCUUCUUCAUCAUCUGUAUCCAAAAUUGGGUUUUUGAGGAAUCGUAUUUUUAGAUAUAGUGGUUGGAAAUAGAAAAUUAUAAACCCAAAAAGAAAGGAACAAAAAAAAAGAAACCAGAGGUGGUCGAGAUCAUCUUCCAAUUUUUUGGAGAGCUCGCUUCCGAAGCUCCCAUGGAGUUUCUUCUUCGGGCUCGCAGCUGACGUCAUCCUUCAUCAGAAGAGAUUACUUUGAAUUCUGUCCUGGGAUUCUCAUAACUAUUGCAUGUAAGUUUUAGCAAUGGAUGACAACAUUAGAGCCAAGUUGACCGGAAUAAGACAGAUUGUGAGGCUUAAGGAAAUCCUCCAAAAGUGGCAAUCCGUCACACUAUCUCCUACAAAGCCUGAAAAUGAACCCGACGCCGAGGGAGAUCCUGGGGGGAUUCCUCCGGCGAUCAACAAGAGGCUAACGGAGGUGAUUUGCUGCGACUCCGACGAGGACAGCUGCCAGAGCCCCGAGCCGCCUCCUGAUGUCCCCAAGGGUUAUUUGGCUGUCUAUGUUGGGCCUGAGCUUCGAAGGUUCAUAAUUCCCACCAGCUAUCUUAGCCACUCUUUGUUCAAGGUGUUGUUGGAGAAGGCCGAGGAGGAGUUUGGAUUCGAUCAUGGCGGCGGGCUCACCAUCCCUUGUGAGAUCGAGACCUUCAAGUACCUCCUCAAGUGCAUGGAAAAUCAUCAUCACAAGGCUUGUCCUGAUGAUAGUUUAGCAGGAAGUUCAUUCAUUGAAGAGUAAAUAAUUGAAACAUGGAGGAGAGAACUCUAGUUAGAAAGUUUGCGGUGUGGGAAGAAAUUUGGUGGCUAGAGUAGAGUGGUGACGUGCAUUUUGAUCUCUAUUGUGUUCUUUUUUUUUUUUUUUUUUUUUUUUUUUUU
Molecule: messenger RNA, 1139 nt
Organism: Morus notabilis
Lineage: Eukaryota; Viridiplantae; Streptophyta; Magnoliopsida; Rosales; Moraceae
Exons: 4
Coding region: 514-1002 (162 amino acids)
Biological process (GO): response to auxin
Source: RefSeq, a predicted model, not a curated record